This is a messenger RNA of Cinclus cinclus, 3999 nucleotides long. RefSeq names its product ring finger protein 20 (gene RNF20). The transcript is spliced from 21 exons. Bases 221 to 3265 code for a protein of 1014 amino acids. The record is from RefSeq and is a predicted model, not a curated record. Gene Ontology annotation, molecular function: metal ion binding; ubiquitin protein ligase activity. Gene Ontology annotation, cellular component: HULC complex; nucleus. NCBI's taxonomy places the organism in Eukaryota, Metazoa, Chordata, Aves, Passeriformes, Cinclidae.
GGGACGGCUCCGCCUGCGCCGCCGUCUUUGGUGAGGGUUCGGCCCCGGCAUCUCGUGCUGCGGCAGCGCCGCCAUGUCGGGCGAGGGCAAAGCGGCGCCUCCCUGACGGAAAAGCAGAGAGUUAACCUGGAUGAAGAUUUUUUUGCAAAGACUGUGAUAAGUGUUCUUCAAUGUUCAGGAAGAACUUGGAGAAGGUGGGAAUCUGUACACUUUGGCCACCAUGUCUGGAAUUGGCAAUAAACGGAUGGCUGGAGAGCCUGGCCCUUCUGCACCUCCAGAGAAGAAGGCAGGGGUUGAAGAUUUGGGCACCACUGUGGAGACCAUUAAACUUGGUGGUGUUUCUUCAACGGAGGAGCUGGACAUCCGGACCCUGCAGACCAAAAACAGGAAGCUCGCAGAGAUGCUUGACCAGCGCCAGGCCAUAGAAGAUGAGCUGCGGGAGCACAUUGAGAAGCUGGAGCGUCGGCAGGCCACCGACGAUGCCUCUCUGCUGAUCAUCAACCGAUACUGGAAUCAGUUUGAUGAAAAUAUCCGUAUCAUCCUUAAACGCUUCGACCUGGACCAAGGGCUUGGAGACCUUUUGUCUGAAAGAAAAGCACUGGUGGUGCCAGAACCUGAACCAGACUCAGACAGUAAUCAGGAGCGCAAAGAUGAGAGGGAACGAGGGGAAGGACUGGAGCCAGCAUUCUCCUUCCUGGCCACUCUAGCCAGCAGCACCAGUGAGGAGAUAGAGUCUCAGCUACAGGAGCGUGUGGAGUCCUCCCGCCGGGCUGUUGCCCAGAUUGUGACAAUGUAUGACAAGCUGCAGGAGAAGCUGGAUGUGCUGUCUCACAAGCUGAAUAGUGGAGAUAUUUCACUGAUGGAAGAAGCAGUAGUGGAACUGAAUUCCUACCUGUCGCACGAGAAUGGACAGCUGCAGGAACUGGCUGACGUUCUUCAGGAGAAGCACAGAGUCAUGUCUCAGGAGUUCUCCAAGCUGCAAGAGAGGGUGGAGACAGCAGAAUCCCGGGUGUCUGUCCUGGAGACCAUGAUUGAUGACCUUCAGUGGGACAUUGACAAGAUCCGCAAGAGGGAGCAGAGACUCAACCGCCACCUGGCUGAUGUCCUGGAGCGAGUAAAUUCCAAAGGCUACAAGGUGUAUGGAGCUGGUAGCAGCCUCUAUGGAGGAACAAUCACCAUUAAUGCCCGUAAGUUUGAGGAGAUGAAUGCAGAGUUGGAAGAGAAUAAAGAGCUUGCUGGGAAUCGCCUUAAUGAAUUGGAAGAACUACGUCAGGAUCUUGAGGAAGUAACAGCACAGAAUGAAAAGCUCAAGGUUGAGCUGCGACGAGCAGUGGAAGAGGCUGUGAAGGAGACCCCGGAAUAUCGCUGCAUGCAGUCACAGUUUUCUGUUUUGUAUAAUGAGAGUCUCCAGCUGAAGGCACAUCUUGACGAGGCCCGCACACUGCUUCAUGGUACCCGUGCCACACACCAGCGUCAGGUGGAACUGAUCGAGAGAGAUGAGGUCAGCCUUCACAAGAAGCUGCGCACUGAGGUGAUUCAGCUGGAGGACACCCUGGCACAAGUCCGCAAAGAAUAUGAGAUGUUGAGGAUAGAGUUUGAACAGACGCUUGCUGCCAAUGAGCAAGCAGUUAGCUUGUUCUCCAUUUCCAUGGAAGUCCUCAAGAAGGUUGAUGGAAGUUUGGUUUGUUACAGAGGUGUUGCUGUUUUUGCAGGCCCAAUAAAUCGGGAGAUGCGUCACCUCAUCAGCAGCCUCCAGAAUCACAACCACCAGCUGAAGGGAGAGGUGUUGAGAUACAAGCGCAAACUGAGAGAGGCCCAGUCUGACCUGAGCAAGAUCCGCUCUCGCAGUGGCAGUGCUCUCCUCCAGUCCCAGUCCAGCACUGAAGACACAAAGGAGGAACCUACAGAGGUCAAGCAGGAGCCUGAUGAUCCUUCUGCCCAAGUGUCUGUUCCCAAGGCUGCUUCUGAAGAUAUUAAUGAAAUGAAAGCCAGGAGAGAUGAAGAGGAACGGGAGCGGGAGAGACGGGAAAGGGAGAGGGAACGAGAGAAGGAAAAGGAGAAGGAGAAAGAAAGAGAACGAGAAAAAGAGAAGGAGAAGGAAAAGGAACGAGAACGGGAAAAGCAGAAGCAGAAGGAAUCUGAGAAGGAGAGAGAAUCCAAAGAGAAGGAGAAAGGGAAGCAUGAAGAUGGAAGAAAGAAGGAGGCUGAAGUGAUCAAGCAGCUGAAGGCUGAGCUCAAGAAGGCCCAGGAAAGCCAGAAGGAGAUGAAACUGUUGCUAGAUAUGUACCGUUCUGCCCCUAAAGAGCAGAGAGACAAAGUGCAGCUGAUGGCAGCUGAGAAGAAGGCAAAAGCUGAGCUUGAAGAACUGAGGCAGAGGGUGAAAGAAUUGGAAGACAAGGAAAAAAAGGAGAGUAAAAAGAUGGCUGAUGAGGAUGCCCUCCGCAAGAUCCGAGCAGUGGAGGAACAGAUUGAAUAUUUACAGAAGAAACUUGCCAUGGCUAAGCAGGAGGAAGAGGCCCUGCUUUCAGAAAUGGAUGUCACAGGCCAAGCCUUUGAAGACAUGCAAGAGCAGAACAUCCGCCUGAUGCAGCAGCUGCGGGAGAAGGAUGAUGCCAACUUCAAGCUGAUGUCAGAACGUAUCAAGUCCAACCAGAUCCAUAAACUGCUAAAAGAGGAAAAGGAGGAGCUGGCAGACCAAGUUUUGACACUGAAAACACAGGUGGAUGCCCAGCUGCAGGUUGUACGUAAGCUGGAGGAGAAGGAACACCUACUGCAGAGCAGUAUUGGAACAGGAGAGAAGGAGUUGGGUCUGCGAACACAGGCCCUGGAAAUGAACAAACGCAAGGCCAUGGAUGCAGCCCAGCUUGCAGAUGAUCUGAAGGCCCAGCUAGAACUGGCUCAGAAGAAAUUACAUGAUUUUCAGGAGGAGAUUGUGGAAAACAGAGUAACUAGAGAGAAAGAGAUGUUCAACUUCAAAAGGGCUGAGGAAGAUAUUUCUAGGUUACGCAGGAAGCUGGAGACCACAAAGAAGCCUGACAUGGUUCCCAACUGUGAUGAGAUCCUGAUGGAGGAAAUCAAGGAUUACAAGGCCCGUCUGACUUGCCCAUGCUGCAACAUGCGCAAGAAGGAUGCGGUGCUCACCAAGUGCUUCCACGUCUUCUGCUUCGAGUGCGUGAAGACACGCUACGACACCCGGCAGCGCAAGUGCCCCAAGUGCAAUGCAGCCUUCGGGGCCAAUGACUUCCACAGGAUCUACAUCGGCUGAAGUGCUCCCAGAGGCUCUGCUGUGCUGAGCCAGCCUCCCUCCCUCUCUGGCAGCUUCUGCCACCUAAGUGCAGUGUCCUCUGAGAACUGUGUUCAGGCUCUUGGUGAAAACACACUCUGGAUCUUCCUUUCUUUCCUGGCCCUGUCCCUUUGGUCUUGCCCUCAGUUUUUGUGUGCUCUUUGUGCCCGAGAGGAAGUUUCCCAUCCCUUGCUUUCACACUGCCAAGGUGGGAACAUGCAACUGAAGUGCUGCCUUGGGAUGGAAGCUAGGCUGCAGCAGAGAUUAGUGAAAGCUUUAUUUGAGGGAUCUGCUUUGGAUGCUAAUUAAAUUUCAUCAGGGGAUGGCAUUACUCCUGGGAGGGAAGAGUUUCCCAGUUAGCAGGCUAAAUAGAGGCCAAGGGACUGAAUCUGUAGACUCACUGGAGCAUCUCCUUGUGUAUCUUCCUGAGUCAAGGCAAGAGCCCCUGCAGGCUCAUGCGCUAGGAAACAUCCUCCCUAGCUCCAGACAAAUACAUCUAAAUAUCCAGAGGAGGAGGAAGGAGAGGUCUUGGAGACCCUUAGAAAAUAGCGUUCCACUGAUGGGCCUUGGUUGAUGUUCUCACCUUCCCCUAGGCUGAGGCAUUGCUGUCAUUAUCCUUCUCAGAAAAGGAUUUUCAGCAGUUCCUUUGAUGCAACUUUACCACAAAGAUUAAUCUUGUUAUGCACAAAUUCGUAUUAAAGCUGUUGUUUUGUUUA